CUUGUGUGCGCUUGUGCGUGUGUGUGCGUGCGCUUGUGUGUGUGUGUGUGUGUGUGUGUGUGUGUGUGUGUGUGCGUGCGUGCGUGUGUGUGCGUGCGUGUGCGCGUACGUGCACAGUAUGACAUGCUGUUUUGACUUUUACUUGCGCUGGAAUGACAGGAUGUUUCUUAACUGUUGGAGAAAAGUUUUCGUCCCGUUUGAUCUGGUUUGGAUUCUUCUGAACGGCAUAUGCACAGCAGGUGUGGAGGUUAAGGGUCAUUACACAACAGUGAGGCUUUUGGAUGAAGGCGUCUACACUAGAGGACCAUUUGAGACGGACGUCAAUAUCACAGUGCUGGUUCCUCCUUUGGUUACUGUGGAUGGAAAGGCGCAUGUUUCUGAUGAUUCAGAAGUGACUUUGGCAUCAUGCUUUGCUUCUAAAUCACAGCCAGCAGCAGACGUGAUGUGGAGACUGGGAGAUCUGAAUGACUCUCUGAGGACCGAAACCAACUAUAUGGUGCAUCCAGAUGGAACUUUUACUGUUGUGUCCCAUCUGCUGGCUGCACCAUUAAGACAUUUAAACCAGAAGAAGAUCCAGUGUGUGGUAACACACAGCACUCAAAGGACAAAGGAAUAUGAAGUGGACUACGUAAUAAAUGUGCAUUAUCCUCCGGAACUGGUGAUGAUAAUUCCUGAUGAUCCGACAGAGCCUAAAGAGUUUCACUGUGAAGCUGAUAGUAACCCAAGACCCAGCAACUACACCUGGAUCAAAUUGAAUGAAUCUACUCCUCAUUCUCAUGGCGACAAACUUUACGUCCCAAAACCGGCCUCUGAUUUGAAUGGUGUUUACAUCUGUAAGGUAUCAAAUCAGUAUGGAAGUGCUUCAGGUGUCCUGUAUGUCAAUAACCAGACGGAAUCCACCUCCACAUGCUGGAGUCCGUGCGGUUUUGUUUUCAUCUCCAUCAUCCUUUGCAUUUGUGUAUGUUUCAGUCGAAAGUUUGUCCACAGACUCUAGCAUAUUUCAUAUUUCAUGUUUCAAAUUGUAUUGGUCACAUACACAACCCUACGCCACACGAUGAUCAUGAAAUGGGAAAUGCUUGGUAUGACUCUCAAGUCCCACAGUAUUUGAUCAUUUUAUCACUUAAAACCCAUUUUUGAGCAGCGAAAUAUCAUAUGUAAAAGAUUUUUUCCUCCGACAAUUUUCUUCGUGCCUUUAAAUGGUUUACAACAUUUAGUAUACGCAGAUUCAUGAAUAUUUAAAUCAGCCCCGUCGCCUCCACUCAAUCGCACCAGCUCGGUUUGUGUUAAAGCAUAUUAAAAACACCACAUAGACAUAUAAACAACAUCUGUCAUCUGACAUAUAAACAACAAAUCUGAAGAAUAUACCGUAUGUACAUAAGGAGGAAUAGGCUAUAAAAUAGGUCAACAUGACGGAUGUGGAGGCAGCUGCAACAAACGUCUGACAGUAUUUGCCUUGUGCAAAUAUUGUGUGAAUGUUUUAGUAUGUUGGUCAUUUAUGAAGCAGUGUUCAGCAAGUGUUUCACCCACUCAUUUAUAUUGUCUUCAUAAUCAUGCUAUUAAACUCCGCUCCAGCCUCUUCCAUCCACUCUGUAACAUACUGUGAACGUAAAAUAUUUUUUUCCCUGUAAAAUUAUAGGAUAUAAGGAUACUGUAUAUAUAUGAAAUUGUUUUCCCCAUUUUUCUUGUAAAUUUGUUGUCUUGUUCUGUAAUUUUAUAGUAUUUGACCGCAUUUAAAAAAUAAACUGUAGAAAUUAGAAAUCUUGUUAAAAAACGUUUCUGGCAGCUGGGGCGCCAGAGUUCAACUGUAAAAUAACAUUUCCCCAGGAUUUUCUUGUUAAUUUACAGUCUUUUCUAUUAAGGUUUUUUACUGUGUUUAAAAAAUGCAUACAAUCUGUAAAAAAGGUAAAAUUCUGUAAUAUUACAGUUUUUUUACAGUGUAGUAAGGACCUCUUUGACAUUAGCUACUUGUUUGUUGUAACAAAUACAAGAGAGAUUCUGUUUUAGUAUGUAAAGAGAUACAACUGAUUUCAUUAUAGCUUUCAAACACAGACCUAAAGAAGAACAAAAACAAGUUAAAACGGGUUACACAGGUGUUCUCUGGAAGAGAAGUGUAACUUGUUUUGGCAGGCCUACGGUUUUUAUGUAACACAUUUCAUACACAAUCCAAAUGUUGAACGCUGUCAAAGUGUGUGUUUACCUUGGGAACUUCAUCUUUGUUUCUAAAUGACAUGACUUGUGUUUUGUGGGAAGCAUGUCAAGGAUGCAGGAUGAUGUUGAGAUAAAAUACCUGAAGGUGGACUCGUGCAUCAAAGAGAAAGGUUGCAUCGCAGAGAACAUCUCCGUGAUAAUGCACCUCCUCCACACACGCUCAACAUUCCAGCAUUUCCUUUUCAUAAAACAUAAUUGCAAUAAGAUUUCCUGUCUCACCCAUCGUGAAUCAACUGAUUUUCUGUAUUCCUCUGCAUCUCAGCUUAUUAUAAAUGUGAAAUGUAAAAUGUCCAUCCAUGAUUCAGAUAUACUGUAAUAUGACAUAUAGUACAUAUGAUUUAAAGGGCCUACUGUCAAAUAUACUGUAUGCUGUAUUGUUGUAGGUCAUUACUGUACCAGACGUAUUAUGGGUUUACUCUAUGGUACAUAUUAAUAUACACGCUUAAAAAUAAAGGUGCUUAAAAGGCUCUUCGAUGCCAUAGAAGAACCAUUCAGUCAAAGCUUCUUUAAAGAACCAUCUCGUUCUUAUUCUCUAUAGUUUGAAGAACUUUUUUUCUUUUUUAAAGGUUCUUUAUGGAACCAGAAGGUUCUACUCAUUGAAGAACCUUUUUGUAAGUGCGUACAGUAAUGACCUUAGACAUAAGAAAUACCUCGACUGCGCAUUGGCCUCGGCCCACUGGAUCAUACUGUAUGUCAACGGCGCCGCAGUACAGUCCAGGCAAAUGCCCACUAUAAACACAUACUGCACAAGUGAAUGGAGAAGCUGCAGUUUUCUGGAUAGAAACACAUUAACAAAUAUCAUUUCUCAAUUCAUUUCAAUACUUUACUAUUUAUGUGGAAUACAGAAACGUUUGGCUCCAGUUAUCGACCUGAAAGAUGAAUUAUUUUGAUGUGGACCUGUUAAAACCCAAGCUCGAUAAUGUGCUUAAUAUUUGUGUACACAUUGCUAAUGUGAUAUGAUUUAAGGCAGAUGAAAUGCACAUGAUCAGAGCACGCAUCUUUACUAUACUGUUAUAUAUACUGCUUUUGUAUACUCUUAAAAUGCAGUACUAUCAUUAUGCAGUACUAAUUAUGUCUUUUAGGGAAUCACGAUAAAUUAUUGGCAUAUAUUAUAGCCGAUAAAUUAUAAUUCCUUUCAUCUGGUUAAACUUCUUCAGCUGCACGUCAGUUAAAAUACAGUACAGUACUAUCUUUCUGUCGUGAUCAUUCACUUAAUGCUAUUAGCAAAACAUUGUUGAUACAGUAGAUAUUUAUGAAUGUGUAAAUUAUCCAAACAAAAGCAUAUUACUUGAAUCAGACUGCUGUCUGAAUGCUUUCUGACUGGAGACCUGUUAGACAUGUGGCUA
Messenger RNA from Triplophysa rosa, 3554 nucleotides. RefSeq lists its product as uncharacterized. Gene Ontology annotation, cellular component: adherens junction. The record is from RefSeq and is a predicted model, not a curated record. The coding region runs from base 119 to 994 and encodes 291 amino acids. The transcript has 6 exons. NCBI's taxonomy places the organism in Eukaryota, Metazoa, Chordata, Actinopteri, Cypriniformes, Nemacheilidae. Gene Ontology annotation, biological process: homophilic cell-cell adhesion; heterophilic cell-cell adhesion.